UAUCUAAUAUGAUAGAGAAUCAAAAUGAGCAGACAGUUUGCCUAAGCAUCACCAUGUGAAUCCUGCGAAGAAACAGUCGUCAACAACCACUUGCAAUUUGCAAACUCCUUCCCCACCAUUGUCCCAAAACAACUAUAAAUACUAACCAAUGGCCCUUCUCAAAUCUGUCAACUCAAAUUCUCUCUCUCUCCCUCACACACAAAAUACACACUAUAAGAGAGGAAGUUGCAAAAGUUGUAUCAAGAACACAUAGUCAUGGAGUAUUACAUGGAUGAGAAAUGGAAAUUGUCAAAAGAUGAUAAGAAUAACUCUCUGUCAAGGAGUGUUUCCCAGAAGAGCUCCACAAAAUCCCCACUUUUAAGAAGUUUAACAAAGAAGAAUUCCUUCAAUCUUUCAAGGAGUUCCUCACAGAGGAGCAGCAGCACUUCUUCAAACAAGUCGUCGUCCCUGUCGAGAAGUUCGUCACAAAGGUGUGCAGAAUUUACGCGCAAAUGCAGUAGCUUGGCCAAGGAACAGAAAGCGAAACUUUACAUCGUCAAGCGAUGCAUUACCAUGCUUGUCUGCUGGAAAAAACAUGGUGAUUCUUGACCCGAGCACGUUUGGCCAUGCUUAAAAUUUGCUAAAAAAAAUAUGCUUUUAGGGAAGUAUGUAGAUGUGCUUAAAGGCAGCUAAAAAAAAGCUACUUUUCAGGUGAAACGGUUCUCUUCUCCUUGUUCUUAUAUUCCUUCUGUGAGAGAUGGAU
Molecule: messenger RNA, 742 nt
Organism: Olea europaea var. sylvestris
Lineage: Eukaryota; Viridiplantae; Streptophyta; Magnoliopsida; Lamiales; Oleaceae
Exons: 1
Coding region: 256-588 (110 amino acids)
Biological process (GO): negative regulation of cell population proliferation
Source: RefSeq, a predicted model, not a curated record